Molecule: messenger RNA, 2430 nt
Organism: Dictyostelium purpureum
Lineage: Eukaryota; Evosea; Eumycetozoa; Dictyosteliales; Dictyosteliaceae
Exons: 2
Coding region: 1-2430 (809 amino acids)
Biological process (GO): protein phosphorylation
Molecular function (GO): protein kinase activity; ATP binding
Source: RefSeq, a predicted model, not a curated record
AUGAAUUCUUUUGAAAAAAGGUUACUCUUGUUAAAAAAAGAUGAAAAGGAAUCUUUUAUGAAUUUAGUAAAGCAACUUUUAACAAAAGAGAAAACAAUAUUAUUUGAUAUAAUUGAUUCUAAACUAAGAAAAAUACAAUCAUCAUAUAUACAAAAGCCAUUUAAUUUAAAAUAUUUACAAACUUUUAUAAAGGACGAUGAUGAAGAUGACGAUGAUGAAAGUGAAAAAGAAGAUAGUGAUAAUAACAGCGAAGAUGAAGAUAAGAAAAAUAAAAAAUUGAAUGGUAAAAAGAAAAAAGAAGAGGAAAUUGAAGAGGAUCAUUUUGGAAACGUUAAAAAAGUUAAAAAAGAAGAAAAAGAAGAAGAGGAACCGUUCGAGGAAAUUAUAGAAACUAAAAUAAUACCAAAGAAACCAAUAUUAAAUUUAAAUAGUAAUAAAAAUAUUCCAACAGAUAUAAAUAAUAAUAGCAGUGAUGCAUCAUUAAAACCAACAUCAUUAUCAAACUCUACUCAGCAACCACCACAACAAGGAACCAUCCAAAGAAUCCAGUCGAUUCAAAAUUUAAUGCGAACCAAUAGUAUAAAAUCACUAUUGUUUAAACCAUUAUACAGUCAAAGUCAAAGUAAUUUAGAUGAUACACUAAAUAAUGAUAAUAUUAAUAAUAAUAAUAGUAAUAGUAAUAGUGAUGGAUUAAAAUCAACACCAUCAACAUCAGGGUCAAUAGCAACAUCAUUUAUAUUACCAAAUAAUUUAGAAUCAAUUUUUGAUGAAAGUAAUAAAAUUGGUGAAGGUGGUCAUUCUGUCAUUUAUAGAUACAUGGGCUGUGCAUUAAAAAAGUUUAAGAGUGCUUCUUCUCUCUCUUCAUCUGCAGAGGUCAGUAGUUUGUUUGAAAAUGAAGUUUCAAUAUUAGAGAAGCUAGACCACAGCAAUAUUAUCAAAAUUAUAACCAGCUCAACUUUAGAGAAAAUUAUAUUAUUAGAGUAUAUGGAUCAGGGCAGUUUAGAAAAGUAUCCACAGCAACAGCCGUUAGAACCAAAACAACAUUCGCCGCGUCAAUUAAUAGAUAUCCAAAUUCAACAUCAACAGCUUCCAAAUCCACUUGUAGUCAUUCAAGAUAUGCAGUCCGUUGUAGAUGCAAUGAUUUAUCUUCACUACGAAAAAUCCAUACUUCAUUUGGAUUUGAAACCAUCAAAUAUUUUAAAAAGCUCAAGCGGAGAAAUAAAGUUAAUCGACUUUGGAAUCAGUAAAUCAUCAAGCAAUAGUCCUAGACAUAUGGUUAAUAUGGGAUCAUAUAGAUACACUUCCCCAGAGUUUUUCAACAACUCUAGUGUCGGUAGGGCAAGUGAUGUAUUUUCAUUUGGUAUAAUGCUGUGGGAGCUAUUAAAUUGGAGAAUUCCUUAUGAAAGUUUAACCAGAGAUCAAAUUAAAAACAUAAAGAACGAAAUGGAAAGAGAGUCUCAUUUACCAUUAGACCAUCUACCCAUAAGUAUUCAAGAUUUAAUUAGACUAUGCUGGAAACAAGAUCCAUCGAUUAGACCAGACUUUAAAGAUAUUAAAUCAAGAUUAGAGGAAAUUAUAACAAGUAGUGUACCAAUAAAUAGCGGUAAAAUAUUUUGGAAAAAUUGUUGUGGCUAUAAAUUAAAUGGUGGUAGUAGUAGCAACAAUAAUAGCCAAGUUAAGAUAUUAGAGUCUAUUCCAUGGCAAGAUUUCAAAUCAUAUCUAUUAUCUCAAAUUAAAAUAGACUAUUCAAAACCAUUAAAGACCAAUAUAAAUAAUAAUAAUAACAAUAAUAAAAGUAACAGUAAUAAUAUCAAUACCAUUAAUAAAUUAUCACCAUAUCACGAAUAUAUGCUCGAUUAUAUAAAAUAUAUAUUAAAGGUCAGUGAAAAGAAUAAGGAUGUAACAGUAGAUAGUUUUGCAAGAUUCUAUAUAUUAUUCUCACCAAUAUCAUCAAGUUUAUUUAGAAGUGUUCAAAAUUUUUGUGAUAUUCAAGGAAUGUAUGGGUACUGUGUAAAGAAAGAUUUCAUACCUAGUAGCUCAAUGUUAAAUAGUUUAAAUGGUAUUGGUUACUUAUUAUUUUUAGACCCAGUAUGUCCAAAUUAUAUUUAUUUAAAAAUAAAAUCAAAAAAUAAUAGCAGUGGUGGUGGUGGUAAUAGUAAUAGUGGUACUACAGGAGAAACAGCGCUUAUAGAUUUUACAAUAAGAAUUAAAAUUAAUAAUUAUCAUCAAAAAACUUUUCAAUGUCAUGGUUAUUCAAGCUCAACAUUAUCAGGUUUAUUAAAAGAGUUGCAACAGGUAAUCGAGGGUCAUAAUGGUACAGGUAAUACCGGUAAAAAAGCAAACAGUAAAAUAUUCCAAAGAAGUCCUAUAUCAGAAAUUAAAGAUAGAUAUUUAAAUGGUUUUUAUUUUAACCAAAACAGAUUGCAAUAA